AUGUUCAAGUAUAUCGCCCUGGCACUUCGCUUGUGCUUCUACGGUACCGGUCUUUUUAGGUUCUUCGCGAUUAGCAUAAACAUUGUUCAGCUUUGUUCUCUAUUGUUCAUAUCCCCGUUCUCGAGGAGGCGGGUGAUGAACAUUAACUCUCAAGGAGCCUUCAGCAUGUGGUGGGUUAUGCAGGAUGAGGAACAUCUAAGAAGAAUGUUUAAAGUCAUUAAGGCCUAUGCUGCGCCCAUAUGGGUGGUGAAUUUUGUUGAAGGAACUAGGUUGAACCCAAGGAAAUUGAGAGAUGGUCAAAGGUUUUCGAGGGACAAGGGUCUACCGGUCCUACAAAAUCUCUUGGUACCUCGCACCAAGGGAUUCGUGGCCUGUGUUCGUCAACUGCGUGAUACUCAUGUGCAAUAUAUCUAUGAUUUCACGAUAGCUUAUCGUCACAUCUCCCGAGGUUUUCAAUUCCCACCCAAUCUUCUUCAGGUUCAUGCAUGUUCCCCGUUGACACCUUCGUGGGCAUUUCAUGUGCAUGUUAAACGUUAUGCAAUUAAGGAUUUGCCCAGAGACGAUGAAGAAUUGGGUGAAUGGGUAAGACAGAUAUUUGUGGAAAAGGAUUUAUUAUUGGAGGACAUGAAGCAUCGGUGGACGCAGAGUGAUAAGCUGGGUCAAGUUCGGGAGGAAAAAUAUUUUAAUUAA
Messenger RNA from Acaulospora morrowiae, 690 nucleotides. The record is from the annotation of a GenBank genome assembly. Lineage: Eukaryota; Fungi; Glomeromycota; Glomeromycetes; Diversisporales; Acaulosporaceae.